This is a messenger RNA of Phoenix dactylifera (date palm), 4752 nucleotides long. Lineage: Eukaryota; Viridiplantae; Streptophyta; Magnoliopsida; Arecales; Arecaceae. The record is from RefSeq and is a predicted model, not a curated record.
CCGCUCCUCUCAGUCCUUCCCCACACCCUCGCUCUUCCUUGCUCCGUCUGCCACCGCAAACGCCGCCCUGCGAUCACGUCCGCUGCCCGGGUCCGGAUGCCACCCUUCUUUUUUUUUUCCCUUCCCUCCUGCGGGCGGUCGAGCCGACCCCAUCGGUUUGGAGCUCCCACGGCGCCCAGCCCAGGGGUUGAACACGAGGCGUUGCGUUGGGAGGGGCCACGUACCCCAACGGCAACAGAGAUGGGAGCGAGCGAACUAAAUGCCCUUCCUUUUUCAGUCAGCCCUUUAGGUUAGAACUAAAUGCCCCUCUUACUCUGUGAGCGAAAGACGGGAACAGAGAUGGGAGGAGAAAGACUGAUGGAAGCUCCUACUACGCCGCCACCUCCGUGGGCCAGAGGGAGCUUCCAAGAUAAAUUCAAGAACGGAAGACCCCUAAUCUGCAAUUUUCCAAUCUUUCCAUCUCAUCACCAUCAAAGUAUCUCGAUCUUGAAGUUCUUCCUCCUGAUCCGGCAAUGUGGAGGCUUAAGAUUGCGCAGGGCGGCAGCCCGUGGCUGAAGACGACAAACAACCAUGUAGGGAGGCAGGUGUGGGAAUUUGAUCCGAAUAUGGGCACGGCUGAAGAGAUUGCUGCAGUCGAGAAGGCCCGUGAGCUGUUUCUGCAUUAUUCCUAAGUUACAGGCUGAUGCCCUUCUGUCAACUUGUCUUAGGAAAAAGAAAUAUGAGAAUACGCAUUUCAUUCAUCUUGCUGAAUUAGUUGAUUAUACUUUUAUCUGUUACUGGGGCAUUAAAUACUGUUUUAUCACCAGAGCACCAGCGGGAGAUUCGCCGUUACCUCUACAAUCAUCAGGCAUCCGCAAUUAAAAACGUCCUCAAACAAAGAUGGUGGCUGGGGUUUGCAUAUAGAAGGCCGCAGCACCAUGUUUGGUUCAGCCUUGUCAUAUGUUUCGUUGAGGUUGCUGGGUGAAGGACCCGAUGAUGGAGACGGGGCAAUGCAAAAAGCACGAACUUGGAUUCUAGACCAUGGUGGUGCUUGGAGUGUUUGAAUGGUCUGGCAACAACCCACUACCCCCACAGAUGUGGUUACUCCCAUAUUUUCUGCCUGUUCAUCCAGGACGAAUGUGGUGCCACUGCCGGAUGGUUUAUUUGCCCAUGUCCUAUAUAUAUGGAAAGAGGUUUGUGGGUCCAAUUACACCUACAGUUUUAUCACUCAGGAAGGAGCUAUAUUCUUGUCCCUAUCAGCAAAUAGAUUGGAAUCGGGCUCGAAAUGAGUGCAAAGUUCUUCCUCCUGAUCCGGCAAUGUGGAGGCUUAAGAUUGCGCAGGGCGGCAGCCCGUGGCUGAAGACGACAAACAACCAUGUAGGGAGGCAGGUGUGGGAAUUUGAUCCGAAUAUGGGCACGGCUGAAGAGAUUGCUGCAGUCCAGAAGGUCCGUGAGCUGUUUCGGGAGCAUCGUUUUGAGAUGAAGCACAGUGCUGAUCUCCUCAUGCGAUUGCAGUUUGCAAAGGAUAAUCCACUUGAAAUAAACCUCCCCAACAUCAAGCUAGAAGACCAUGACGAUGUUACAGAAGAAGUUGUAUUGACAUCUGUAAGAAGGGCCAUUAGCUGUUAUUCUACUCUCCAAGCACAUGAUGGUCACUGGCCUGGGGACUUUGGCGGCCCAAUGUUCCUUAUGCCUGGCUUGAUUAUAGUUUUAUCCGUUACUGGGGCAUUAAAUACUGUUUUAUCACCAGAGCACCAGCGGGAGAUUCGCCGUUACCUCUACAAUCAUCAGAACAAAGAUGGUGGCUGGGGUUUGCAUAUAGAAGGCCACAGCACCAUGUUUGGUUCAGCCUUGACAUAUGUUUCAUUGAGGUUGCUGGGUGAAGGACCUGAUGAUGGAGACGGGGCAAUGCAAACAGCACGAACUUGGAUUCUAGACCAUGGUGGUGCGACGGCCAUAACAUCAUGGGGAAAAUUUUGGCUCUCUGUACUUGGAGUGUUUGAAUGGUAUGGAAACAACCCACUACCCCCAGAGAUGUGGUUACUCCCAUAUUUUCUGCCUGUUCAUCCUGGACGAAUGUGGUGUCACUGCCGGAUGGUUUAUUUGCCCAUGUCCUAUAUAUAUGGAAAGAGGUUUGUGGGUCCAAUUACACCUACAGUUUUAUCACUGAGGAAGGAGCUAUAUGCUUGUCCCUAUCAGCAAAUAGAUUGGAAUCGGGCUCGAAAUGAGUGUGCAAAGGAAGAUUUGUACUAUCCCCACCCGCUGAUACAGGACAUAAUUUGGGCUUCACUUCAUAAAGUUGUAGAACCUGUUCUAAUGCAUUCGCCUGGGAGCAUGUUGAGAGAGAAGGCUUUGCAUAUUGUGAUGCAACAUAUUCAUUAUGAAGAUGAGAGUACUCGAUAUAUUUGUAUUGGUCCUGUUAACAAGGGGGCUUUCUAUUACGAGCAAGGUUCAUCGUCUCGGUACCGGACCCUAUACCGGUGCCACACUGGCGCCGUAUCGGUACAAUACGGUAUGGGGUCUUUUCGGUGUAUCGAGUGUCAAGACCCCUCUCGUAUCAGUACCAGUACCAAACCGGUAUGGUGCGGCGCGAGGUGUACCGUUCGGUUCGGCCCGGUACUAAAUAUGCUUUCCUGCUGGAUUGAAGAUCCAAAUUCAGAAGCAUUCAAGUUGCACCUUCCAAGAGUCUAUGAUUAUUUGUGGAUUGCAGAAGAUGGCAUGAAAAUGCAGGGUUAUAAUGGCAGCCAAUUGUGGGAUACAGCUUUCACAGUUCAAGCAAUUAUCUCAACUGACCUUUCUGAAGAAUAUGGUCCUACUCUUAAGCGGGCACAUGACUACAUAAAAGACUCACAGGUUCUUGAAGAUUGCCCUGGUGAUCUUAGUUUCUGGCAUCGCCACAUCUCUAAAGGUGGAUGGACCUUUUGUACAGCAGAUCAUGGAUGGCCCGUAUCAGAUUGCACAGCAGAAGGAUUGAUGGCUUCAGUAUUGUUGUCGAAGAUCUCUCCAGAAAUCGUUGGUGAACCAUUAUGUGCAGGGCGGAUUUAUGAUGCUGUUAAUGUCAUUCUUUCCCUUAUGAACAGAGAUGGUGGUUUUGCAGCUUAUGAGCUUACAAGAUCCUAUGCUUGGUUGGAGGUGAGUACUUGUAAAUGUAUAUUUCCUUGUUUACAGUUUCUCCAUGGCAUUUUUAUCUUUACUUAUUUUUGAACUGAGAAGAUGUAUUUGUGUAUAAUCCCCUAAUUCCUUUUCAGCUUCUUGGAAAUUUAUUCAGAUAAAAGUAUUUGCCUUGCGCAUUUGCAUGGCUUCCUCUUGUAUCUAUGCAACCGGUGAAUAAGAAAGCACCCUUAAUUUUAUAGUCAAGUUUGUGAGGUCUUUUCCUUUUUCAGGGUAUCUUUUUGAAGCUAGUACUUUUGAUACUCUAGAUUGCAUCUCCAGAUAAAGGCAGACCAUACUUAUGAAUGUUACUUUUUAGAGAAUAUAUUAGAAAGCUUCAUGUUUUUAUUAAGAUUAUCGAAUGAAUUUGUAAAUUUCAUAGUUUGUUCCACUACUGCUGCAAAUCCAAAAUCUCUUUGAGUCUUUGACAAUGUCUUAAAACAGUAGGCAUGUUGAUCCUCAAGCUACACUGCAGUUCCAGAUUGAGCUCGGUUCUAUUGAUAACAAAUGCAGUUUCUUGCUGAACCCAGACUUGUUGUAUGAGAUUGAUUAAUAACCUAGAAACAUUUUCCCGAUGUUUUUUUGACCAGUUUCUUGUGCAGAGGCUGUCAAUCAGUUUUGUUUUAAAUACACUCUUGGUGGGUCAGUCUAUGAAUAUGUUUGAGUCUUCAAUUAUGCUUAUUUGUCUAUCUAGAUAUUGAAGGUGAACUAUUAAAAUUUUGUUAUCCCGGCGAUUUCAUGAAUUCCCUAUGAACCAUAAACUCGUGGUUUGAACAAAAUCACAUGAAGUCCUCCUUGCAAAAAGUACAGAAAAAGUGAGCUUCAAGAAUUUAUGAAGGAUAGAUGAUGUAGUUAAUUAUAAAAGCAUAGAGGUGCCAAGGGUGGUGUUACAUCCAACAAGAAGACCAGCAAUAUUUAUCCAAAUGAGAUGGUGCAAAUCCAGGACACCCUUAAUGGAGAUGAAUUGUGAAAGUGAUUUGGACAACCAUGAUUUAGUUAUGAAAGUGGCAUUCUGUUUUUGUGUAAGUUGUGUUGUUUGUUAUCAGUUAAGGUAGAGAUUGUUGAUUACACAUACGUGGUGCUUUCUGCACCAAGUUUCCGUUAUUAUUGGCUUGACUACUAGAAUGAUAAACAUUUGGUGGCAUAGGGUAAGAUUUUUUUUUUUUUAAUCAUUUUUCAAAUUGUUAGUAAAAUGCAAUAUAGAAGUGUGAUAAAUUGUAUUUAAAACAUUAUGUAGGUUUGUCAAAACCCUCAUGGUGCCAUUACGAUAUUGUAACAGCUGUUAGGAAAACAUAUUAUUUGGAAAAAUAAAGAAUCAUAUUAAAUAAGAGGCCUACUUAUAAGCCGAGCCUCAUUGAGUAUCAAUACAGAAUUACAGAUUAUUAUCAUUGUGCUAAUAUUGAGUAUAUAUUAAGCUUAUUUAGCAUAUCACAAAAUCUAUAUCAUAAUAUAGAUAGGACUAUGACAAAUAAAUAUGUUUUUUUCUUUUAUUUUAGUAAGUUUUUCUUACCAAUAAUACUAAUACUAAUAUGAUUAAUAUUGUUGCUAAGCUUUGAUCUUGUUUCAUGCUAUUUAAAAUAAUUUUUUGAUAUUAAUAUUAUGAUAUACUAUCACUAUAAAUUU